AUGGCUGAGGACGACGCCGCCGUGCGCGAACCGCUCGAUCUCAUACGGCUCGCCCUGGACGAGCGCGUGUACGUCAAGCUCAGGGGUGAUCGCGAGGCCAGAGGGCGCUUACACGCGUACGAUCAACACCUGAAUAUGAUCCUCGGUGAGGUGGAGGAGACGAUCACGAGCACGGAGACGGACGAGGAGACGUUCGAAGAGUUUACGAAGACGACGAAGCGACGCGUCCCGUACUUGUUCAUUCGAGGCGACGCGGUGACCCUGGUGUCGCCGCCGUUGAGGAAUUGA
This is a messenger RNA of Ostreococcus tauri, 288 nucleotides long. RefSeq names its product Ribonucleoprotein LSM domain,eukaryotic/archaea-type. The transcript is spliced from 2 exons. Gene Ontology annotation, biological process: P-body assembly; mRNA splicing, via spliceosome. Gene Ontology annotation, cellular component: U4/U6 x U5 tri-snRNP complex; U6 snRNP; Lsm1-7-Pat1 complex. Gene Ontology annotation, molecular function: RNA binding. Lineage: Eukaryota; Viridiplantae; Chlorophyta; Mamiellophyceae; Mamiellales; Bathycoccaceae. Bases 1 to 288 code for a protein of 95 amino acids. The record is from RefSeq and is a predicted model, not a curated record.